AUGCUAAGUCUGCUGAGGGGGGAAGAUCCCCGGAUUUUGUUUGUGGAGACGUUCCUGCGCCCCUUGCCUUCCCGGGUUCAGACGGCGCUAGCCAACACGUCCAUUACGGACCGUCCGGGCGAAGAAGUGUAUCGCUCCCUGCAGUUACAAACCUCCGGGAAACGGGGGAGCCGGCGCUCAGUAGUGGCCCUGAGCGUUGGCAGCACGAGCAGGCUUCUCUUCGUUAGCGACAGAGUCUCGGGAAGCUUGUUUCUGUGUGACACGGGCGCUCAACGGAGUGUGGUUCCUGCGUCGAGGGAUGACGUCGCUCGUGGGGGACACAGACCACGGUUGACGACGGCUAAUGGCGGCCCCAUUCGCACGUACGGCGCGAGGCCUAUGUGUUUGUGUAUUGGAGGACAGCGGUUCAACUGGGAUUUUGUGACGGCAGACAUUUCUUUUCCCCUCCUCUGGGCAGAUUUUGUAUGUGCUCACGGACUCCUGGUGGACGUUAAAAAUAAACGCUUGGUUGAUGCCUUGACGUUUUCCUCCCUCGUGUGUACGCUUGGCAAGGCGGCGUACGACGGGCUGUCGGGCUCGCUGUCGGAGGCGGACAUUUUUCUCAGACUGUUGGCUGAAUUUCCAGACCUGACGCUGCCCACCUUCUCUGCGCUCACCACCAAGCAUGGGGUGGAGCACCACGUCACCACCAAAGGUCCCCCAGUCUACGCCAGGGCCCGGCGGUUGAACCCUGCUAAGCUUGCAGUAGCGAGGGCGGAGUUUUCGACCAUAGAACGCCUGGGUAUCGUCCGCCGGUCUGACAGUCCUUGGGCCUCUCCUCUGCAUGUCGUUCCCAAGCCGAACGGCGGUUGGUGCCCGUGUGGGGAUUACCGCCGUCUCAACGACGCCACGACACCUGACCGCAACCCGGUGCCGCACAUUCAGGAUUUUUCAGCGCAUCUUGCCGGUAUGCUGGUGUUUUCUAAAGUCGACCUGGUGCGUGGAUACCACCAGGUGCCCAUGCAUCCCCUGGACGUUCCCAAGACGGCAGUGAUAACGCCGUUUGGACUUUUCGAGUUCCUGCGGAUGCCUUUUGGGCUCAAGAAUGCUGCUCAAACGUUCCAGCGCCUGAUGGAUUCGGUGCUGUGGGACUUGCCGUUUGUCUUUGUCUACCUGGACGACAUACUCGUCGCACUUCCGUUUUUGAGGCAGCUUUCCUACAUCUCGGAGUUCACCACAGACAUUAAGCACGUGGCUGGCAAGUCGAACCUGGUUGUGGAUUGCCUCUCCAGAGUCGUCAUCGGUGUCCAGGCCCUGAAAGGUGAUGACGUGGGGCUGCGCCUGGAAGACGUGGUUUUCGGUGACGUGGGCGUUACUCUCCUGUGCGAUGUCUCCACGGGCCUGCCGCGUCCGGUCGUUCCCGCCAGUUGGAAGCGUUCCGUUUUCAAGGCGGUGCAUGGCCUGUCACACCCCGGCGGGAAACCUUCGGUGCGAAUGGUGGCCGCGAAGUUCGUCUGGCGUGGGCUGAAAAAAGACGUGAGGACUUGGGCUGGUGAGUGCGUGGCUUGUCAGCGCGCUAAGGUGCACCGCCACACGAAGGCUCCCUUGGAACGUUUUUUGUACCUGAGAGGAGUUGGUCCAUUACCCUCCGCUCAGGGUUUUUCCUAUCUCCUUACCAUGGUGGACCGGACGACCCAUUGGCCAGAGGCAGUUCCUCUCGUGUCGACGUCGGCGGCUGACAUAGCCCCGGCUUUCAUCGCAACGUGGGUGUGUCGGUUUGGCACCCCUUCAGACAUUUCCUCAGACCGGGGUUCCCAGUUCACGUCCGAGCUCUGGAACGCUGUGGCGAGAGGUUUGGGGGUUAAGCUUCACAGGACAACAGCUUAUCACCCUCAGGCUAACAGACUUUGUGAACGUUUCCAUCGCUCCAUGAAGGCAGCACUCAGAGCCGGCCUGACGGACGGCAAUUGGGUCGACAAGUUGCCUUGGGUGAUGCUAGGCCUGAGGACCGCGCCUAAAGAAGAUCUGCAGUGCUCCAUGGCGGAGAUGGUCUACGGUCAGCCGCUGAGGGUUCCAGGGGAUUUCCUCCCCAACGCAUCGGCUCCCUGGUCGGUGACGGCCCAGCGGGCUUUCCUGCAGGACGCCGCUGAGGUUUUUACUCCGAUUCCCACUGCCCAGCACGGUACUCAGGUGUCCCGGGUUCCUGUGGAGCUCAGCUCGGCGGAGCACAUUUUCGUCCGGCACGAUGCGCACAGAGGCCCCCUGCGGCCCCUAUACGAUGGGCCUUUCCGGGUUUUGGAGCAUGGGGACAAACACUUUGUGGUCAACCUGGGUGGUAAGGCCGAGCACGUCUCGGUGGACCGGGUGAAGGCGGCCCACUUGGAUUUGGACCAGCCGGUGGUGCUGGCACGACCUCCGCGACGGGGGCCCCCCGGCCUUGAUCCCUGUCACCGAAUUGAGACCCAUUGUUCCGGUCCCGCCUCUUCCGGAGGCCGCCCAUGCAGAGGUCGCUUUCCCGGUUCCCGUGCUCAGGAGUCGUGGGGGUCGGCCUGUCGUUCCUCCCCGCCACGCUGA
Trematomus bernacchii (emerald rockcod) is the source of this 2553-nucleotide messenger RNA. RefSeq lists its product as uncharacterized. The record is from RefSeq and is a predicted model, not a curated record. Gene Ontology annotation, biological process: DNA integration. Lineage: Eukaryota; Metazoa; Chordata; Actinopteri; Perciformes; Nototheniidae. Gene Ontology annotation, molecular function: nucleic acid binding.